UUUUACACCCUCACAGGAGCAGAGAUGGUGUCUUCUCCGUUGGCGAACCCCCUCCUAGCCUUCUCCACCUUCAUCCACGGACUCGGCACCCAAUUCACGAGUCGACUCGACGACACUAGGCGAGGACUCGCCUCCGCCGCCAGCUUCCUCACCCUGCAACAACCAGUAAAUAAGCUAUCCUUGCCAUUUGCCUCCGUGUCGCAGCAUCAGGGCAAGCUGGAAAAUUCCCUUAGCACCGGACAAGUGGCGAAAAGACUAGUCGGAACUUCGUUGUACACUGUUUGCAACUCCAACAAGGAGUUUGUUCUCAUCUCUAACCCGGAUGGAAUUAAGUCCAUUGGCUUGCUUUGCUUUCGCAAAGAAGACGCAGAAGCUUUUCUUGCUCAGGUAAGGUCAAGGAAAGGUGAAGUGAGAGGAGGAGCAAAAGUGGUGCCAAUAGCACUUGACCAGGUUUAUAUGUUGAAGGUUGAAGGAAUUGCAUUCAGGUUUCUGCCUGAUCCUGUUCAAAUAAAAAAUGCACUAGAGCUAAAAUCUCCCGAUGUCAAGAAUGGAUUUGAUGGAGUUCCUGUUUUUCAGUCAGACCUUCUGGUUGUAAAGAAGAAAAACAAGCGCUACCUCCCCUUAUAUUUUCAGAAGGAAGAUAUAGAAAAAGCAUUGUCAACAGUGUCAAAGGCGGGAAGAGGAUCUGAUGUUUCACAGCACAUUAUGGUUGGAAGUUUAGAGGAUGUUCUGAAAAAAAUGGAGAUGAGUGAAAAGAACUUGGGUUGGGAAGAUCUAAUUUUCAUUCCACCAGGUAAAAGCCAUUCGCAACACAUUCAGGAGGUCGUAAAGGUAUAAGAUCUUGGAUGCAGAGCAUUCGACUGAGCAGUUUGAUUGGAACAAUUAACUAAAAGCCCACUGGCUCCAACGAUGCAAUUUUCGAUGCAUCCUGGUUUUGUUGUGAAGUAGCUCAAAGAAAUGGAAAGGAUAUAUAUUUUUCUAUUUCUGAAAUGAGCAUAUUUAUCAUCCAAUAUACUAUCAGAGAACCUUGUAGAGCGAAUUGUUGUUUUCUUCUACUUUUCCUUCCCCUUGUUCCUAUAUGAUCAUGAUAUAUUAUUUUUUAUUUUUUGGCUGUU
Messenger RNA from Olea europaea var. sylvestris, 1115 nucleotides. RefSeq names its product protein TIC 22, chloroplastic. Bases 25 to 837 code for a protein of 270 amino acids. Gene Ontology annotation, cellular component: chloroplast. The transcript is spliced from 8 exons. The record is from RefSeq and is a predicted model, not a curated record. Lineage: Eukaryota; Viridiplantae; Streptophyta; Magnoliopsida; Lamiales; Oleaceae. Gene Ontology annotation, biological process: protein transport.